CUGGUGCAGUACAGCAGACGGGGAGCUGCUGCAGCGACAUCCAACCACUCUGCAUCAUCACACAGCAACAUAACCAGCUAAAGACAUUUCCCAGCAUUCAUUAAAGCUCUGAGUGGCUGUUUGACCUUCCAGCUUCCAUUUUCCAGCUCUGCAGCUUCAGGCUCGCAGCCCCGGACUGUUCCUCCUCCGUUACCUCCUGCAGAGACACCAUGAACAUCAGCCUGCAGCUUCCUGUGGACUAGGACCAGAGAGCUCCCUGCCUUCAGCUUUUCUUCAGCACUUUUCUUUAUCUUCACCGUCUGAUGGCCACCAGUCCCAGCGUCGCCCAGCCGUCCAGCAGUAUGGAGGAGUCCCAGCAGCCACACCAGUCAAUCAGCACGCAGCAUGACGGACAAGUUGGCCACACUGCCGUGACUUCUCAACCGGUCAGUGCAGAGCAACAAGCCCCGCCCCCGACAACAGAGGACAGAGACAUCGACCACCUGACAGUCAUCAGUGACAACACAGAGAGUAACGGUAUCGGUCCCGUGAGGGUCGACUCGUCUCCCACAGUGUCCUCUGUGUCGCCCAAGCUGCACGCUAAACCGAUCGGUCAUGUUAACGGUCGGCCUGGUUUGGGCAGCCGGUCCGGCUCGUUGGCGAUGGGCUCACCCAGGCCCUCGCUCACCCGCCAGCCCAGCGCAAUCACAGAGGCCACUGUGGACGGGUCCAAGCCGAGGGACUACCUGAUCCUGGCCAUCCUAUCCUGCUUCUGCCCGCUCUGGCCCAUCAACAUCGUAGCCCUCACCUUCUCCGUGAUGUCCCGAAACAGUCUGCAGCAGGGCAACAUCGACGGAGCUCGCCGUCUGGGCCGUAAUGCCAUGGUUCUGUCCGUCGUCUCCAUCUUGGGAGGAAUCGCCAUCAUUGCCGCCGCCAUCGCCCUCAACUGGGGAUUGAUAUUAAAAUACUGAUGAAAAAUCGGCUGGAAAAGAUGAGACAGACUUCACGACAACAUCUGACUGACACGACACCGCUCACUCCGAUCUCCUGAAGCACUAUUAUUCUCAAGCGCCUGCACCGGAUGAAAAAUAAAUCUGUUCCUGUUAUUUGCUGUUGUUUCUUGCUGCACGACGAGCAUGGUCUGCCUGACGCUCUACCUCCAACACGACCCACCAACCCACCGACCCACCGACCGACCGACCGACCGACCCACUCCCGACCCAGACGCCCGAUGGAAGAGGAGAGAAGGAUGGAUCACAAGAUUUCAUUUUGUGGUAGCAGCUUAUCUCCUCCGCAGACCACUUUUGUUCUCAUCGAUGAACAAGUGUGUCUGUUGUCAUGGAAACGGACAUCUGUCUCUAUGGAAAUGGGAUAAUUCUGAUAUGUUAUAUUUCCAGUAACGGUGCAAACUGGAGGACGUGGUUUCCACUUUUUAAUGCCAAAAAAUUCGAAACUUAGCUGAACUGAAACUGUUGGUGUGACGGUUCAACACGAACUGAAGGCAGGAGAGAAAAACACUGAGUGACCUGUUUCCUGAGAAAGUGAUGGAUGGUUUCAUCAUCCAUCUGUUCCUGUUGGUGUUUAUGACGCACACACACACACAAAGGUGGACACACACACAUGCUGCUGCUGUAUGGUGGUCAUAGAGAGCCCCAGUACUGAUGUUCCACUAACAUCUGGCACUCAAAACCACCUCCCAUUCAGGUUUUCUUGUGAAAGUGUUUUAUUAACCACAGUUGUUGUAUUACUUCAUAUCCACGACAUCAUCUCUCUGCUGUCCGCUCGACUGUCGACUGUGAAUCAGACUGAAUUAUAGCCAUUCUGUCUGAUAUUGUGUUCAUGUUAGCUGACUUCUGCUUGGGAUUUUGUUUUGUUUUGUCCUGACCAACUGACCCUUCCUAAGUCCCGCCCCUUUUUGUUGUGCGCUCC
Messenger RNA from Morone saxatilis (striped sea-bass), 1908 nucleotides. Its product is annotated as trafficking regulator of GLUT4 1. Bases 303 to 950 code for a protein of 215 amino acids. The record is from RefSeq and is a predicted model, not a curated record. Gene Ontology annotation, cellular component: membrane. The transcript has 5 exons. NCBI's taxonomy places the organism in Eukaryota, Metazoa, Chordata, Actinopteri, Moronidae.